Humulus lupulus (European hop) is the source of this 1142-nucleotide messenger RNA. Its product is annotated as polyadenylate-binding protein-interacting protein 4-like. The record is from RefSeq and is a predicted model, not a curated record. Gene Ontology annotation, molecular function: RNA binding. Bases 462 to 1142 code for a protein of 226 amino acids. Gene Ontology annotation, biological process: cytoplasmic stress granule assembly. Gene Ontology annotation, cellular component: cytoplasmic stress granule. Lineage: Eukaryota; Viridiplantae; Streptophyta; Magnoliopsida; Rosales; Cannabaceae. The transcript has 5 exons.
UAUACUGUGCAUUUGGCUUGAUUCCUCAUUCGUUCUGUUUGGGUAGGUUCAUUGGGACUACAGGAGCUUUAGUGGGUAAGGUGAGACUUUGAUUUGAUUAAUGUUAUAAUCUUCUCAAAAUUUCAACAUUAUUAAAUAUGGUUAUCUGGAUCAGGACAUUAUUUUGAGAUAUUUUGGCAGUGGCAUAUCUUGAAAAUUGUUAUUGCUAUUCCAAUUUUGGUCAACACUUUUUGUGUUUUCUUUGCACUAUGUUAUAUGCUGAAGGAACACAAGUCAAUAGAUUUUUGUAAUAAAAAUGAUCUCUGGAUAAGAAUUGCAGUGUUUACUUUCACCUUGGUUUAUUAGCAUAAUCUGAACAUGGUUUUUAUAACAUUGAUCAUUCAUUCAAUGUAUGUUAAUGCAAUAGAGUGGCUUAAACAGAUGCCAAGUUCUUUGUCAUAGGUUAAAGGGUUCUGUGAAGGAUGAAUAUGCAACCGGCUGUCCAUUCCAGAUCAUCUGCCAAUGGAUUUGGCUGUCGCAGAGGCGAAAGAGAUGUGGGGACCAGGCUGGAGAACAGGUCACAGAGUGGGAAGUCAAAUUCCAAUAACAGAUUAACAUCUACUGGUGAAAUUCGCUUACAAUUUCUGUUGUUUCUUGUUAGGAUUUAUUUUCCAUUGUUAAAGAGUAUAAAUUCUAUGACAUGGAGCAAAACUGGUGGCCAUGGGAGUCCUUCGCAUGAUCGCUUAGUAUAUAUAACUACUUGUUUUGUUGGUCAGCAUGUGGAUGUCCAUGUGAAAAAUGGAUCCAUAUAUUCUGGAAUAUUUCAUGCAGCAAACGAAAAAGAUUUUGGAAUUAUAUUGAAGAUGGCUCGCUUGACAAAAGAUGGUAGCUCUCGAGGACAAAAGUCUCCCGCGGAGUCAGUUAGCAAGCCUCCCGCAAAGACAUUGAUUAUACCUUCUAAAGAACUUGAUGUUUCUGUUACAAGUGAGGGGUUUUUAGAUGAGGCUCAGUGUGAAAAACAGCAAGAACAAAUUUGGAGCUUACAAAUGUAUGGAUUCUCUGAUUUUGCACCAUGCAAUAGUGCAUGUGAAGGUAGUUCAUAUGAUUGUGUUUAUGUCCCUGAGAAACCUGUAAUUAUUUCAAUAUAUUGUCAACAUUCUUGA